Molecule: messenger RNA, 914 nt
Organism: Strongylocentrotus purpuratus (purple sea urchin)
Lineage: Eukaryota; Metazoa; Echinodermata; Echinoidea; Camarodonta; Strongylocentrotidae
Exons: 3
Coding region: 119-454 (111 amino acids)
Source: RefSeq, a predicted model, not a curated record
AUUACCCGUUAUUUUUUUGUCCCCACUGGCACAGCUGUGCGCAUCGGACUUUUACUGAUUUUCGUUCAUCAAACGUCUCCAAAUCACACCAAAAUGUCUUCUAGCAAUUAUUCUAGCGAUGAAAUUUCAUCAAGAGAUAGUGACUCCUCAUACUCCGAUGCCUCCUUAUCCCAUUUUAGUUAUUCUUCCCAAGAAAAUGAGCCCGACAAAUUUUCAAAAUAUUACUAGUCCCACUCGUAGAGAAACGUGUUUGUUGUCGAAUGACGGAUCAUCGACGAGCGGAACUGGCCCCAGAAAACAGCUGAAAAGGAAUCGGAAAACACAACCUGCUAAAGCACCACGCAAGAAGAAGAGCAAGUCUUCCAAGUCCGAGAGUGUGUCUGCACGUCUGCGAGGUCCAUUGAAACUAAUCAAGCUACAAUGUACAUGUAACGUACAACCACCAUUUGAUUAGAUGCCUGUGAACAGCAAGACCAACAUCUGUAUCCUUUACAUUAGUAUUUGUUUCCAUUUUAUUAUGUAAUUCUUAUGUCUAAUCAUUGAGAUUCAUAGGCAAGUACAACAUGUGUGUGUACACAAUGAGUGCCUGCAUUUUGUGAAGAUAAAGGACCAUAAGACCAUUACUUAUGAUACAUGGUAAUGAUGGUAUACUAUUUGAAAAUAGUAGCAUGUAAGUCUGUCAUUUUCUUGUUUAUAUAUAUCUCAAUGACAUGACAUGUCAUUGAUUUUGUAGUAAGUGUUUCUAGAUUAUGAUGAUUGUAUUAAGAUUUUGACAGUUCAAUUGAGAUUGAGAAAAUUAUGUAACAUGUCAACUGUACUAUAAAGCAUGCAUGCAUUGUUGAAAAAUCUGUUUUAUGAUUUAUUUUAUUUUGUUAUCUUUGUAAAAAACGAGAAAAAAUUAUUAUUUGUCAUGA